AUGGUGGUGGUCAAAGUAAAUUUGACGAUGAUGAUGCGCAAGAGUACUACUAAUACUACUAAUAAUACUCAUCUUUUGCGUCGUCGUUUUCGUCGUCGGGAGGGUGUUUUGCUGAGCGCUGAUUUGGAGGAAAAACGACCGCCACACGUUUUUUCCCUCGUGGGAGGAAAAAAGAGGGUGCCCACUUCGAGGAAGCAGAAGCGGAAGAAGUUUACGUCGUCGUCGCGCUUUGACGACGACGAUGAUGCAGGAUUCUUCGAAGGAGAACAACAACAACAACAAAAACAACAACAACGAGAGCAGGGAACGGCGCUUUUUUCCUCUUUCGAUGAUAUCCUCCAAGAGCACUCCGGGUCGAUUGAAGACGCGUUCACAUCCGAGACGCAGUUUCAACGGUAUUCGUUCGAACGUGUGGAGCGAGAAGAUAGGAAACUGGCGACGAAUUUGCGUCGAUCGGCGUCGACGUUUUACGUCGUCAGUUCUGUGUUGUUCGUGUUACGGAACGUGAUCGUUCCAGCGAACGCGAAUAGGAACGAGUUUUUGAUUGUUUUUGAUGCGGUGUACACGUUCAUUUGUUUGGCGUUUUUCGCGUCCAAUCUGGCGGAAAAGGAGCGCAUAGGAAAGAAUAAAAGUUCGCGGUCGGCGUUGUUGUUCGGAAACGCCGCCGUGGCGGCGGCGGCGAAUUUCGUGAUUGCAGCUGCGACGAUGGAUAUAGAGCAAAUUGAUGAAGUUUUGAUUGAAUCGGCUCCGCGAUCGAAGGUGAUCCUGUACGCGUUGCCGUCCAUCGCGUUGGUGGCGUUUCAAGUUGGUUUGGAAUUGUUCGGAAAAGACGACUCGGCGGAGAAGAAAGCGACGGAGGAGACGAUCGUUCGCGCGGAGGAUAUUCAAGCGACGAAAGGGAUAGAUAAGAAGAUAUUAGGGGUUAAGAAGAUAACCGUGAAAUUGAAAAAUAUUGUCCCGAAUUGGAUCACGAUGGGGAAGAUUGCAAAACGAAGCGUGCGACCGCUCCAAUUCGCCGGAGCGAUUUUAGUGAACAUCGAUCUCCUCGAGAGAACGAUGCUGGCGAUUUCAACGGGAAAAAGCGACGCGUUCGUGUUAUUUCACGGAUCGUGGACGAGAGAUUUAAGUUCAUUCGGGUCGUACGCUUUCGUAUUAGCGUCUGUGAUGGUUUUCAUCCAAACGUCCGCUGAAAUUCAGAUUGAAAGAGCGAAGAAAUUGUACGUGGAUGAAUUCGAGUCGAUAGAAUCGCUCGAAGAGGUUAACAGAGACCCUUGA
Messenger RNA from Bathycoccus prasinos, 1275 nucleotides. RefSeq lists its product with no specific name. The coding region runs from base 1 to 1275 and encodes 424 amino acids. The transcript has a single exon. NCBI's taxonomy places the organism in Eukaryota, Viridiplantae, Chlorophyta, Mamiellophyceae, Mamiellales, Bathycoccaceae. The record is from RefSeq and is a predicted model, not a curated record.